UGAAUGUAAAAGUUAAGCAAAUAGCGAUCUCCCUUUUUGUUUUAAUUAGAUGGGCAACUACUUCUUAAUCGCUUUCUUGCUCCUCUGCUUUUCGCCAUCACCCAAUUGGAUCCAAGCUUCAUCUCCGGGCCAAUCUCAGGAUCUUGAAGAUUGUACACAUAUAAGAAAAAAUCAGCAACAUGAGCAUGCUAAUGAGGUACAUUGCUCAAGAGAGAGGAGCAGAGCAGCAUGGAAAGUUAUUGAUGAGUAUCUCAUGCCUUUUGUGGAGAAAGAGAAGUAUCAAAUUUCAAACAAGUGUAGACUUCACCCAGAUAAUGAUAUGUUCAGGGAUCAGGAACUGCACAAGAUAAAUCACGACGUAAAUGAAUGGAGAUGUGGCUACUGUAAAAAGAGCUUCUAUGCAGAAAAAUAUAUUGACAAGCAUUUUGAUAACAGACAUUAUCAUUUGCUAAAUGCGACAGAGGGAAAUUGUCUGGCAUACUUGUGUGGAGCAUUACACUGUGAUCUUGUGAUGGAUUUGCAACCACGAAAGACCAAGUGUAAUCCAGCUUCAGCCGUGAGAAAUCGCCAUCUAUGUGAGACUCUUGCUGACACUUGUUUUCCUGUUACCGGAGGUCUAUCAGCCAGUCGCCUUCAUGAAUUUUUCUUGCACCAGUUCUGUAAUGCACACAGUUGCUCUGGAGGUCAAAAACCCUUCUCUAGAGGUGGCAAGACACGGACGAAUGCUUUCUAUGUUGUCAUUUCAGUUUUGGUUUUAAUGCUGCUGCCACUGUUCUACGGCUUUGUCUAUUUGUAUCAGAGGGGAUUGAAAAUGAGUACUCAAGAUCUAAGACGAAUAUCACGUGCUGGGCGUAAGAAGAAGCCCUCAUGAGUCAUGACCCUUGCACAUAUGUUUUGUUUUUGGAUUAUAUUCGAUGUUGUUGUACGUGACACUUUUUUUCUUUGGAGGGAGCACAUAUAGAGAAGUUCAAUUGUUGGUGUAUAAGUAUGACAAGCUCUAUCAGCUUUCUUUGGGUGGUGGUUUGGGGCAGGGGGUAAUUUGUGGCUUAUGUAUGUUGAGGGCGGAGAGGCGGCAUGCUGUGAUGUGUGAGCAAACACAUCACAGCGCCAAACAUACACCAUUUCUUUUUAAAAAAAAGUACCAUUCAUUAAAAAAAGAGUAUCAUUUCGUUAAAUAGAGUACCAUACCAUUUCGAUUAAAACA
Messenger RNA from Spinacia oleracea (spinach), 1204 nucleotides. RefSeq lists its product as uncharacterized. The record is from RefSeq and is a predicted model, not a curated record. The transcript has 9 exons. Bases 50 to 871 code for a protein of 273 amino acids. Lineage: Eukaryota; Viridiplantae; Streptophyta; Magnoliopsida; Caryophyllales; Amaranthaceae.